AUGGCCCAAAACGUCGCGGUUUCUGCACGUCGUGAUUGCUCGUUUGCAAGUGACAUGACCAUGGCCACGGUAGUUGCAACGGCCACAAACAGGAACCCCAUCCUGGGUUCGACUGUCGAAGACCUUCAGGCGGGGCUUGUCCGUUCGUGGCAGGAACGCGCAUCCACGGAGGCCAACACAGGCGUGUUCCUGCCCUUCUAA
Molecule: messenger RNA, 201 nt
Organism: Phytophthora infestans T30-4
Lineage: Eukaryota; Oomycota; Peronosporomycetes; Peronosporales; Peronosporaceae
Exons: 2
Coding region: 1-201 (66 amino acids)
Source: RefSeq, a predicted model, not a curated record